CUUCCCUCCGACUCGUUCGGCAGGGGCGGGGCGGGCUGCUGGUCGGUCUCGUCGAAGCCUGGCAGGAUGUGGGGCCGCCAGCUGCUGCGUCUGUGCACCGGGGCCCGCUGCCUGCCAAAGAACCUUUCCGAGCACCGACCUUCGUGGCAGCUUAGCUCCAAGCGGAUUUUCCUGGGUUCCCCCCGUCGGCACCACACCACCCCUGCACCGCUAAGUUGUGCCUGGCAGCUGCACAGCGAUCAUCUAGAGCUGAAGUUUGGGGACACCCUCAUGCGCUUCGACUAUGUCUGGCUGCGCGACCACUGCCGCUCCGCCUCCUGCUACAACACCAAGACCAACCAGCGCAGCCUGGACACGGCCAGUGUGAGUGUGGAUUUGUGCAUCAGGCCCAAGACCGUCCGGGUGGAUGACACCACGCUCUUACUCACCUGGCCAGACGGCCACGUGACCAGGUAUGGGCUGGAAUGGCUCCUGGGGAACAGCUACGAAGGGCAGAAGCAGCAGGUCAUGCACCCCCGCAUCCUCUGGAACGCACAGAUCUACCAGGACGCCCAGGUGCCCUCCGUGGACUGCCAGAGCUUCCUGGAAACCAACGAGGGCCUGAAGGCGUUCCUGCAGAACUUCCUCCUUUACGGGAUUGCCUUUGUGGAAAACGUGCCCCCGACCAAAGAAGACACGGAGAUCUUAGCGGAGAGGGUCAGCUUGAUCAGGGAGACAAUCUACGGCAGGAUGUGGCACUUCACCUCUGACUUCUCCCGUGGAGACACAGCCUACACCAAGCUGGCUUUGGACCGCCACACGGACACCACCUACUUCCAGGAGCCCUGCGGCAUCCAGGUGUUCCACUGUCUCCGGCACGAAGGGACGGGUGGUCGGACGUUGCUGGUGGAUGGCUUCUACGCGGCAGAGCAAGUGCUGCAGCGAUCACCUGACGACUUCAAGCUCCUGAGCAGGGUGCCGCUGAAACACGAGUACAUUGAGAACGUCGGGAGUUGCCACAACCACAUGAUCGGGGUGGGGCCUGUCUUGAAUGUUUACCCUUGGAACAACGAGCUCUACCUGAUCAGGUACAACAACUACGACCGAGCUGUGAUCAACACUGUGCCUUACGACAUCGUGCAUCGCUGGUACGCCGCACACCGUGCUCUCACCACCGAACUGAGGAGGGCGGAGAACGAGCUUUGGGUCAAGUUGAAACCUGGCAAGGCCCUGUUUGUGGACAACUGGCGCGUGCUGCACGGCCGGGAGUCCUUCACGGGCUACCGCCAGCUUUGCGGCUGCUACCUGACGAGAGAUGACGUCCUGAACACGGCCCGCUUCCUGGGGCUGAAAGCCUAACGUGGCCUGUGGUGCAUAUGGGAUUGGGGGCAGGAAGGUUUGCUGAUCCAGGAACAGGAGAGCAUUUGGUAUACCUCAAGAGACCAGGAGGAGGGGAGGUCCCCGCAACAUUACUUGAUUGUCAGCCACCCACUACCGUUCAUUGACUUUAUUUGUUGUUUGCUCUCCCCUGGAACUGAGCGGACCCUUCUGUGCUCCCUGACUGUCUGGCUCCCUCCGCUUUAAAAGCACAACCUGUCAGCUCAGCUUGAGCAGGAAGGAGUAGCGAGCCGCACCCAGGCCUGCCAAAGCACUCCCAGAUGCCGGAUCCGGCACCUUUUGCUGCCGAAACCGGUGAUAAAACUGGUCUUACCUUGGAGGCACUCUGGACCGCGGGCACCCCAAAGUAUUGCCAAGCACAGCACAGAUAGGUUGUCCUGGAAGCAGGGGAGAGUCUCCGAUCUUGAAUGUCGAACUGCAGGAAACAAGCCUUUCCCGAUCCUUGAACAGCUGCAAGAGUACACACAAGUGCCCCGGAACACUCCUCUUUUGCUUCCUUGGUGAUGCAAGACGAGAGGCUGCUUAAUGCCAGGGAUCGGGUGGUGAUCGACAGAGGCCUGAAGAAGCCAAACACCUCCAUUGGGAAACCUCACGGAACCUGUGUUCGGAACCACUCUGCCCCGCUCGUCUGUUCAAUGCAACAUGGUUGCGCGUACGUUUUCCCCAGCACUUCUCAGUUCUGUCAGUCACUUGGCAGGAGAAGCAAGAGGGACAUUUCUGCUGGCCUCGAGCACCUCAGUGCUUGGAGACGAGCCUGCCUUCAGAAGCCACUCUCCUGGCAUCCUCAUCGCACCCCUAGGAAGCCUAGAAACAGCAGUCUGUUGGGAUGAAUGACUCUGGAGGUGGAUAGCGCUCUAGUCAACUUGGAAGUUGGCAGCGGCUGUUGAAAAGGAAGCAAUUAUCCGCCACUGAUUGCAACAACAGAAAUAUUUCAAGCAGCAGCUGGAGACCCUCUGUGCUGGCCUCGGAGCUGAAGGGCUUAAAACGACUAUUCUGGACUUUGCAACAAUGCUUGCAUUGUGAAUGAGUGAUAACAAUGAAACUGUGGGUGUCUGGGCGCAUUGAGCUCCCGGGUGCAUUUAGAGUCAAAUGACUUGAAAGGGAUAGUAAAAGUAUUUUUAAUUGCAUGCGGACAGGAGGCAUCGCAGAGUAGACCUGUGGUGUCAAAAGAGGUUGUAAAAUUCAUCUGUGGAUAGGACCUUGCUCCCUGAGCAGAGCUGGGCGUGAUUAUUGGCUGAUUCCAUUCCCAGCAUCUUGGCUGGAUGGGAUCAGCGUCCUUCCUUAGACUGUGGGACUAGUGGGAAUUCUCUAGUGCAGUGGUGGCGAACCUAUGGCACUCUCUGUGGGCACGCAUGCCGUCGCCCCAGCC
Gekko japonicus is the source of this 2746-nucleotide messenger RNA. It is a transcript of the gene TMLHE, whose product is annotated as trimethyllysine hydroxylase, epsilon. The transcript has 8 exons. Bases 67 to 1338 code for a protein of 423 amino acids. Lineage: Eukaryota; Metazoa; Chordata; Lepidosauria; Squamata; Gekkonidae. Gene Ontology annotation, molecular function: trimethyllysine dioxygenase activity; iron ion binding. Gene Ontology annotation, cellular component: mitochondrion. The record is from RefSeq and is a predicted model, not a curated record. Gene Ontology annotation, biological process: carnitine biosynthetic process.